AUGUACCAGGAGGAACAUUAUAAGGCCACUGGGCCCGGUAUAGUUAACAAAUUCUAUCAAUUAAUGCCACAGGGUUGCAUUUCUGGGCUGGAUGAGUGGUUCCCGGAAAUUCAGAAGUGCAUCUGGCUCUACCCAACAGCUCUGAACUAUUACGAUGCUAAUACAACUUGUCAAUCAAUGUCCAAAACUCUCAUCAACAUGGAAACUCCUGCAAAACUCCAGUUUGUCAAAAACUUGAUGGAUUUGAUGGGAUAUUUCUGGAUUCACUCAUAUGCACGAAGAGAAAGCGAGAACUCGUACAGCUGGAAAUCUGGUUCUCCCGUUACACAAAACUGGUGCCCCGGCCAGCCAGAUGGCGAUUUUUCUUGUGUAGGACUAGACAUAAAGUUAGAUGCCUGGUGUCCAAUUGGAGGUUUCGACGAUAUAAUUUGUUCAGAUACAAGACAUUUCUUCUGUGAAUAG
This is a messenger RNA of Saccostrea cuccullata (small rock oyster), 462 nucleotides long. Its product is annotated as collectin-12-like. NCBI's taxonomy places the organism in Eukaryota, Metazoa, Mollusca, Bivalvia, Ostreida, Ostreidae. The record is from RefSeq and is a predicted model, not a curated record. Bases 1 to 462 code for a protein of 153 amino acids. The transcript has 3 exons.